UUAUGUUAUCAAAAAACCACCGGUCAUUUGAAUGCGAAACCACUUCGGUCCGGUUUCAAUCGCAUAACUUCGUAGUAGAUACAUCAUUGAUGUUUACGAUGCUUUGUUUAAGUGUGUCAUCUGUUGCGCUCCUGCUUGGUUUGAUGUCAAGCGGUAGCGACGCAUUAAAUCAGGCAGAAUGUGAAGUAUGUGUGAGCUUCCUGGGGAGAUUUUAUCAGUCUCUGAAAGACAGAAAUGUGGAAUUCAGCAGUGCAGCUAUUGAGAGGGAGCUAGUGAAAAAGUGCAAAGAUGCCAAGGGGAAGGAGAACAGGCUGUGUUACUACCUGGGCGCAACUGCUGAUGCGGCCACCAAAAUAAUAAACGAAGUCUCCAAACCUUUGAGCUCCCACGUGCCAGUGGGAAAGGUGUGCGAGAAGCUAAAGAAGAAGGACACUCAGAUCUGUGAGCUUAAAUAUGACAGACAAGUGGACUUGAACAUUGCGGACUUGAAGAAGCUGAAGGUGAAGGAUCUGAAGAAGAUUCUGGAGGAGUGGGGAGAGGUGUGUAAAGGCUGUGCAGAGAAGUCGGACUUCAUCCGAAAGAUCAACGAGCUCAUGCCAAAGUACACCCCCAAUGCAGCCAAGAUGCACACAGAACUCUGAUUGCUG
Molecule: messenger RNA, 647 nt
Organism: Conger conger (European conger)
Lineage: Eukaryota; Metazoa; Chordata; Actinopteri; Anguilliformes; Congridae
Product: mesencephalic astrocyte-derived neurotrophic factor-like
Exons: 4
Coding region: 3-641 (212 amino acids)
Biological process (GO): dopaminergic neuron differentiation; neuron projection development
Cellular component (GO): endoplasmic reticulum
Source: RefSeq, a predicted model, not a curated record